AUGAUGAGUCUUGACCGCGGCGGCAGUAGUCCUGCAGAUCGUGCACCCUCGCGGAUUUUGAGAGCUCGUCGAUCAAUGGUCAGGGAGCUUCACAAGGCGUGCGUUAUAGGGUCCGCGCAAGCAUGCCUGCAACGGUGGGGAUAUGUUGAGAAAUCUCGCUUGUCUUCUGGCGCCGUUGCAGGCUCGGCAUUGCGUUCAAGGAUAGCAAAAGAUGGUCUAUCUCAGGCUCCACGCUUGAGUGCGAAGCCCAUGAUUGGCUACGAGUUGUGGUGGGAGGCUGAUCAUGGCGAGCAGUCUCUCGCCCGGGUCCAUUUGGAGCCUUCGACCUGGUGGCUGAAGUCCCGUCUCGGCAAUGAGGUGCAGCCUUCAGGACGAGCGCCUUGCUUGCUAUCGGACCUGGAUUAUACUUUGCCUAGGCGAGAUUUCAAGCUCGCAGCCAUUCACGUUGGUUCGCUGCAGCCGCUUCCGUCAGCUGCGCGAAAUGUGGCUUUGCUGUGCCCCAGGGUUUUGUCCGCCCUUUGA
Dissoconium aciculare CBS 342.82 is the source of this 522-nucleotide messenger RNA. RefSeq lists its product as uncharacterized. Lineage: Eukaryota; Fungi; Ascomycota; Dothideomycetes; Mycosphaerellales; Dissoconiaceae. The record is from RefSeq and is a predicted model, not a curated record. Bases 1 to 522 code for a protein of 173 amino acids. The transcript has a single exon.